Molecule: messenger RNA, 2034 nt
Organism: Purpureocillium takamizusanense
Lineage: Eukaryota; Fungi; Ascomycota; Sordariomycetes; Hypocreales; Ophiocordycipitaceae
Gene: NPT1
Product: Nicotinate phosphoribosyltransferase
Exons: 3
Coding region: 390-1778 (462 amino acids)
Biological process (GO): NAD+ biosynthetic process
Molecular function (GO): nicotinate phosphoribosyltransferase activity
Source: RefSeq, a predicted model, not a curated record
GUUUCUGGCACUAACGUAACUUCGACCUCGUACUUCGUACCAACAUUGCUAACGCCGAGCACUUCGGCCGGACACUUGCUUCACGUCUUCGCCGCAAACGACUCGACUGCGACGUAGCUUCGCACGAAACCUACACGUCAUUCUGCCGCCCGACACAGUCCCGGGCUUGUUCCAGUACUACUCGAGGCGAACGAGCGCGAAACCUCGCCUCCCGCUUCAGCCUGCCGCGGCGCAAGUUUCUGCACGUCAUCCGGGUCCUUGAGUCACAACCGACGCAGCCGCCUCUCGAUGCGCGAGGCUUCAGCCAACGGCACGACAGCUGGACAUUAGCAGAGGGCUGCCGAAAGCCGUCAAGAACCGCUGCGGACUCACAUCGCCGAAUCGCCGUCAUGGACUUCAACAGCUCGUCGCCCUUUCCGGAGGGCGUCAUCUCCUUCCUCGACACCGACUUGUACAAGUUGACGAUGCAAUGCGCCGUCUUCAAGUUUUUUAAGGAUAUUGAGGUGACUUAUGCCUUCACAAACCGGACGCCCGACAAGAGGCUGUCGCGGGCUGGCUUCAAGUGGCUUGACGAGCAAAUUAGAAAGCUCGGCAACAUUUCGCUGCUCAACGACGAGUAUCUGUUUCUCCAAUCGCACUGCCCGUACCUUACGCCUGACUAUCUCGAGUACUUGAGGGAGUUUCGACUGCGACCACGCGACCAGGUUACCGUUACGUUUGCGCCUCUUGGCGAGGACACCGGCGCCGACACCGACCUCGGCGACAUCGAUAUCAACAUUCGGGGCACAUGGUCCGACACCAUUCUGUACGAAAUUCCGAUCUUGGCGCUCACGUCAGAGGCCUAUUUUCGGUUCAUGGACACGGACUGGAGCUAUGACGGACAGGAGGAGCAAGCCUUCGCAAAGGGCUUGAAGCUCUUGGAAGCCGGCUGCAUCACCUCCGAAUUUGGCACGCGGCGGCGGAGAGAUUACCACACGCAAGCACUCGUGUUCCGCGGCCUCGUCAAGGCGUCCAAGGAGGCUGCCGCCAAGGGGUUUCCUGGCAAGCUCUCGGGCACCAGCAAUGUCCACCUGGCUAUGCGCUUCGGCAUCCCUCCAGUCGGUACGGUAGCUCACGAGUGGUUCAUGGGCACGGCUGCCAUCAUGGGCGACUACAAAAACGCGACAGAAGAGGCAUUGCGACAUUGGGUCAGCUGUUUUGGAUCGAACCUAGCCAUUGCGCUGACGGACACAUUUGGUACCCGGGAGUUUCUGCACGCCUUCAGUCAGCCCAUUCGCCCUGUUGAGGGUGGGUUGUCCAGAGAUGCUUUCCAGAAACCCGACGGCAGCAUGAAGACGUACGCCGAGCUCUUCACCGGCGUCCGACAGGACUCUGGAGACCCCGCCGAGUACGUCAAGACGAUGCGCGAGUACUACGACUCGGAGGGCAUCAAGGACAAGAAGGUCAUUGUGUUUUCCGACUCGCUCAAUAUUGAGCGCUGUCUCGAGUACAAGCAGGUGUCGGACGAGUACGGCUUCCAGCCUACCUUUGGUGUCGGAACGUACCUGACGAACGACUUUGUCCACCUCUCCACCGGCACCAAGUCGGUCCCUCUGAACAUCGUUAUCAAGCUGAGCUCGGCUGCAGGGCGGCCAGCCAUCAAGAUCAGUGACAACAUCGGAAAGAACACGGGAGAUAAAGACUUGGUAGAAAAGGUCAAGCGCGAGCUCGGGUACGUGGAGCGCGAGUGGAAGGAAGGAGACGAAUCUGCCCGCUGGGGAAAAGAAGAGGCUGCCUAGAUGCCCCAGUUAGAAUUAGACGGUUCGCCACCGGAUGCGAGAGACUGCGCGCGCUGCUGCAUAGGCUUUAUAAGAACUCACAUACAAUGUCAAUGGCAUCGAGUGCGAGCUCAGCUCAGGACACUGGAUGCUGGCUGGGUUGGCAAUUCAUGCGCGGUGCGGGCCGCCUUGGCCAGUCUGCUUGCCCAACACUGAUGACGAUAGACCUAGCUUGUCAACCCACCUUGAUUCGAACGCGAACCAGGCACGAGCAACG